AUGAAUAUUGCCCUUAGUGCUAAAAAUAAGUUGAAAAUUGUUAAUGGAGAGUAUGCUGAACCAGCACCAGGCUCUGCACUUAGGCCUCUUUGGGAACGUACCAAUGACAUGGUCAUUUCCUGGAUUUUAAACACAGUUUCUGACCAAAUUAGCAACAAUCUAAACUUUGUAAGCUUUACUUUAGCCUUAUGGAAUGAACUCAGUGAACACUACUCCCAACUAGAUGGCCAUAGGAUCUUUCAGGUCACUAAUGAAUUGGUUAACCUUUCUCAAAACAAUACUUCUGUGGAAACCUAUUACCACAAACUCAAGGGCCUUUGGGAUGAACUAGAUGCUUUAAAAGCACCUUAUGCUUCUAUUUGUAAGUGUACUUGUGACAAUGGGAAAGAACAUGGUGCAAGAGAGCAAAGAAAGAGGUUGAUUCAAUUCUUAAUGGGACUAGAUGAGGGGUACACAAACAUCAGAGGUCAAAUUCUGCUCAUACAACCCCUACCUAAUGUUUCCAAGGCCUAUAGUAUGCUUAGACAGGAAGAAAAACAGAGGGAAGGAUCAAAACAGACUCUAGUUACCCCUGUGACACUUAAUACAAUGACUCAACCAUCAAAAUAUGUCCCUAGGUCUAAACUUACGAUAAACAGGGCAAGUGUUUUCAAGAAAGGUGUAAACUGCUCUUAUUGCCACAGAGAGGGUCAUACCAAAGAGGAGUGUUACAAACUGGUUGGAUAUCCCCCUGGUCACCCCUUGCAUUACAAAAAUCAACCACCACCACCAAGAAAUUCUCCUGUCUCAUUUAAAGGGAAAUCUGUCCAAAUGGUAAGUUCUGAAGACAUCUCCUCCACCUCUAAGGAAACACCAUACUACAUGGCUUCUAUCUCACAACCUUCUCAGGAGUCCAUGGUUCCGAAUGCAAAGUUUGAUCAGGUGCAGAAUCAACUCAAUCAGGUGAUGCUAAUGAUGCAGCAAUCACAGCUACCAAAUGAUCCUCCUUCUGCUCUUACUGCAGGUAUAUACUCAUUCACUUUUGACUCCAUGCCUAAGUUUAGAUUUAUUGCAUCUUGUUUGUCUAGGACUGAGGAUGUUUGGAUAACUGAUAGUGGGGCAACAGACCAUAUAUGCAUUUACCUUCACCUCACGCAUAAUGUCUAUAAAUGCAAAGUACCAAUAAAAGUCUUCCUUCCAAAUGACACUGUCACUUUUGUUGACACUAUAGGAUCCGUGACCAUCAAUGAACACAUCAUUCUUCACAAUGUUCUCUACAUUCCUACCUUCACCUACAACUUGCUAUCUAUUAGCAAGUUACUCACUCCUCAUAAUUCUAUAACUUUCACUCAUAACUCUUGUGUUUUUCUGAACAUAACAAGAAAAUUGCUCAUGGCAUUCUUUGUAAUAUUCUCUACCUUCUGUCCACCAAAGCUACCACCUCUCAAGUUCACUCCAAAGCUACCAUCCUGA
Messenger RNA from Erigeron canadensis, 1452 nucleotides. RefSeq lists its product as uncharacterized. Lineage: Eukaryota; Viridiplantae; Streptophyta; Magnoliopsida; Asterales; Asteraceae. Bases 1 to 1452 code for a protein of 483 amino acids. The record is from RefSeq and is a predicted model, not a curated record. The transcript has a single exon.